UCCUCUUGCUUUUUCUAUUAAGAUUUGUGAAAAAAUACCAAAUAUGUUUAUAUAUACAUACAUUUGUGCUUUGAAAUAAAAUAUUGUGUGUCACCGUGACAAACAUUUAGCAUAUUUUUCAUUCUUUCUAAUACCUAUGAGCUACAUACAUACAUAUAUCCAAAGUAAAGGCACUCCGCUCUAUGUUAAAAAAAAAACACCGAUUCUUCGUUAUCUAUGGCUCAAAUAAUUUAUUGUCAUUGCAGUUGAUAUAAAGAUUAACGAAACUGCAAUGAAAACCUCCCAGCAAAGUUUAAAGAAGGAAAAAGAGUGUUUGAUUUAUUUAAAAGUCUGUUGCUAGUGAAUGUUUUUUGUUGGAAAAGUUGUUGAUUUUAAAAGCUAUGCAAUCGACGAACUCAAUCAGUAGCAUAAAAAUGAAGCAGUGAACCCGCAAUGAACAACUAACUAAAAAAUUUAAAACGUUUGAGUCAUCCCCACUUUGCUAUCGAGCGUGACGUGUAGAGAGAGAGGAAAGAGAAAGCUUUUCUUAACAAAAUCUCAACAGAAAAAUUUCCCUGUUCUUAACUUAGUGUCUCUCGAUGUUCUUAAGUGUGUUUAAUCAAGUGAAUAUGCAAUGAAAUUCGAAUAAACAAUAAACGCAGUCUCGUAGUCUGAGCAAAACAAAUAAACGAUAAAAAGUGAAAAACGUGUUCGCAUACGAAUAUUAAAGCCUCCUCCAUGUGUUGAUGUACAUUUAUGUUCCAUGUACAUACGUACAUAUGCUUUACGAAAGACGCUCGUUAUUGCUCUCCCGUCUAAUUUGCCCAGUAUUUGUACUCGCACUCGUAUAUGGUGUGGAUACUGAGAAAGCAACGUAGGCCAGUAGGGGGGUAAAAGCUUUUUCUUGGCGCAUUCUCACGUUCCCUCUUUUGCACUGCUUCGCCCUCUUUUGCGUUGUGAUACCGAGAGUGCUUUUAAUGUAAAACUCAACUACUGCCAAAAUGAGUAACGAUUCAACCGCUUGUGAAACAACACUGUUUUGUCGACCGGAAAGUCAAAAUAGUGCAGACGUGUCGUCGUCGUCUCCGUUGUUGUUAAUAAAAUCGCGUGACGUGGAAAAACGUUAUUGCAAUCUAAAUCACAACUGCAACAAUAGUAGCAGCAGCAAUUGCAGCUGCAGUAACAACAACGACAAUAGCAACAAUAGUGGUAACACAAGCAAAACCACUGUUACAACAACAGCCACAGUGGCAAUUGCAAAUUUGAAUAACAACAACGUUGAAGUACGUGUGGGUGACGAUACCACAGAGGAAUCGUCGCGCGAACACGUUUCUAAAACAAUCAUAAUGGAUCACAACAAAAGAGUCUUACAUCGCGUGGUAUUGGAUGUGUUCAUUCUGCUCUGCGUGGGCCUUCCGAUUUUGUGCUUCUAUAUUUGGGGCUCUGCCUAUCAGCGUGGGUUCUUUUGCGAUGACGAGUCGCUGAAGCAUCCCUUCAAAGAGUCAACCGUGCGGAAUUGGAUGUUAUAUAUCAUCGGUUUGGUGUUACCCGUUGGAGUGAUUUUUGCCGUUGAGAUCGUGAAAUCGGAACACAUAAAAUCCUCGAUGGAUGAUUCCAUUCCAACCCGGCGAUAUAUUUUUAUGGACUAUGAAAUUCCCGCCUGGCUGGUGGAAUGCUACAAAAGUAUUGGUGUUUUCGGAUUUGGUGCUGCUAUUUGCCAGCUAACAACAGACAUCGCUAAAUACUCGAUUGGGCGACUGAGGCCUCACUUUUUCGCAGUCUGUCAGCCAAUAUUGUUCGACGGCACUACUUGCGAUGAUUCCAUAAACGUGGGAAAAUACAUCGAGUACUUCACGUGUAAAGGUGAUGAUUCCACAAAGCGCAUGUUGAAGGAAGUCCGUCUCUCUUUCCCCAGCGGCCACUCUAGCUUUACAUUCUACACGAUGGUUUAUACUGCGCUAUACUUACAAUCACGCAUGAAUUGGCACGGAUCGAAAUUGUUGCGGCAUUUUCUGCAGUUCCUAUUUAUUAUGAUUGCCUGGUACACAGCCCUGAGCCGGGUGUCUGAUUAUAAACACCAUUGGUCUGAUGUGCUGGCCGGUUCGACGAUCGGAGCAUUCACUGCUGUGAUCGUGGCGAACUACGUUUCCGAUUUGUUUCAACGAAAAUCAACGCAACAAUAUCUACUGCCACGUACAUCUCAAGACGCACAACCACAGACGAUAACUCACAAUGGUCAUUAAUCUCCAGCUCUGGACAGUAUUUCGCCUUUUACCCGCAAAGCGUUUUAGACUAUAAGCUUAGAUUUACUAUAUAUUUAUACACAUACAAGUGAUGACAGCGCCUUUUAUUCUGAAGUCGUCGUUAUGCUAUUUAUUUUAUCGAUGUGAGGAAAAAAUAUCUAUAAGUAGUAGCUUUAAUGAUAGUCGACAGUAAGUUAGUUAUUAAAUUGACACACCAUUGCAUGUAUACAACUGUAUACAUGUCGUUUUACAGUUA
Anastrepha ludens (Mexican fruit fly) is the source of this 2478-nucleotide messenger RNA. RefSeq names its product putative phosphatidate phosphatase. Gene Ontology annotation, biological process: phospholipid dephosphorylation; signal transduction; phospholipid metabolic process. The record is from RefSeq and is a predicted model, not a curated record. NCBI's taxonomy places the organism in Eukaryota, Metazoa, Arthropoda, Insecta, Diptera, Tephritidae. Bases 981 to 2222 code for a protein of 413 amino acids. Gene Ontology annotation, molecular function: phosphatidate phosphatase activity. The transcript is spliced from 7 exons.